UGGCUAAAAACAGCAUUUGCCCGUUAUCUUUUAACUAACAGAACCAACUUUAUCCAAUUAUUAUAGCAGAAGAAUGCACUCUCUGCAAACUCUUUCCUCUUUCUUCUUCACAUUUUCAUCGCCUAAAACCCUCGCAAAACCCCAUCUUCGCGUCCAAUUGUUUCCCACCCCCCUUGCCGCCAAACCCACCCUCACCUCCGCUAGCUGCUACAAGUCCGAUGAAUUCCCGGUCGGCGAAGACGACGAAGCCUUUCUCCAGUCCUUCAGGCCAAAAGAGAAAGAAUCCGAAGAGGAAGCUCGACGCCGUAACUGGGUCGAGCGAGGCUGGGCUCCCUGGGAGGAAAUCCUCACUCCGGAAGCUGAUUUUGCUCGGAAAUCCCUGAAUGAGGGAGAGGAGGUCCCGCUUCAGUCGCCGGAGGCCAUCGAAGCCUUCAAAAUGCUCAAUCCUAAUUACCGGAAGAAGAAAAUUGAGGAGAUGGGGUUAACGGAAGACGAGUACCUCGCUAAGCAGUUCGAGAUAAAGGGAGAAAUCCCCGAGCCUCUGACAACGUCGUGGGCCGGGCCGCUGGUGGUCCGCCACGUGCCGCCCCGGGAUUGGCCUCCCAGGGGAUGGGAGGUGGAUCGGAAGGAGCUGGAGUUCAUUAGGGAGGCGCACAAGAUGAUGGCAGAACGGGUUGACUAUAGUAAAGUGGAGGAGAUGGUUCUCACGGAAACUGAUGACAUGAACUUGGAGAGGUAUAGUGUGUUCUUGAAACAGUACAAAGAAUGGGUAGCCGCUAACAAGGAUAGAUUGGAAAAGGAGUCAUAUAAGUAUGACCAAGACUACUAUCCUGGUAGAAGGAAAAGAGGAAAGGAUUAUGAGGAGGGAAUGUAUGAACUUCCCUUUUUUUACCCAGGACAAAUUUGUGCAGGUAAAGUGACUGCUGUACACCUUUAUCAAGGGGCAUUUGUAGAUAUUGGGGGUGUCCAUGAUGGGUGGGUUCCUAUAAAGAGAAAUGACUGGUUCUGGAUCCGACAUCACAUAAAAGUUGGUAUGCCUGUCAUUGUUGAAAUUCUGGCAAAAAGAGAUCCUUAUCGGUUUAGGUUCCCAAUUGAGAUGCGCUUUGUUGAUCCAAAUAUAGAUCAUCUAAUCUUCAAUAGAUUUGAUUCUCCGCCAAUAUUUCAUCGUGAUGAAGAUACAAAUCCAGAUGAAUUACGUCGUGAUUGUGGAAGACCUCCUAUUCCUAGGAAAGACCCUGGAGUUAAAGUGGAAGAAGAACCAUUGUUAUCAAAUCACCCUUAUGUUCAGAAGUUAUGGCAGAUCCAUAAUGCUGAACAAUUGAUUUUGGAUGACAUGGAGUCUAAUCCUGAUAAAUACGAGGGCAAAAAGCUGACUGAGUUAACUGAUAGUGAAGAAUAUAACAAAGAAAACAGUGUUGAGUACACCAAAACUUAUUAUCAGAAUUCUCUACUUCCAAAAAUGAUUGUGAAAGUAAGUGUUAAGGAUCUUGACUUAGAAGCUGCCCUUAUUGAGCGCCAGCAUCAUAUUAAGAUGAGUAACGAAGCAAAAGAACGGGGAGAACAAUACAAAAUUACCAAGUUGAGACGUAAUGUUGAAAUGGAUGAAUAUGACUUUAUCCAUUGGCGUCGGUCAUUGGAGGAAAGAGAGGCUCUUCUCAGAGAUAUUAGCUGCCGUAAAGCACUUGGGCUUCCACUAGAUGAACCUGGCAGGUAUAUUGAUCCUAGCAUUUUAGGGAAGGAUGAAUAUGAUCCUGAAAGCCCACUAUAUCGUUAUGACUAUUGGGGAGAACCAAAGAAUUCAGAGAGGAGCAAGCAGGUGCGGGCAACAGAUGCGUACAAUAAAUCCAUAGUUGGAAAUGGUACUGUUUGGUAUGAAAUGUCUUAUGAGGAAGCCAUCAAGCAGCAGAUCCAGAGGGAAGCCCAAGGUCUUGGGCAGAAGAUGGAAGAUGAAGCCAAUGAAGAGACAUAUGAGGACGACAGUGAUGACGACGACUUUGAUUACAGCAUACUAGGAGGCCCGAGUGACGAUUUUUCCACCCAACCUCAUGUCAAUGGUACUGAAUCUUCUAGGUUGUCAGAUGAAGGAAUGUUUGAGGAUUAGGUGUAAAUCUGUAAUGGUAUGUGACGAAGUGAAGAAGAUAUAUGAUUAGUGAGAACCCCAGUGGGUGGCUGUAGCAUUGAGUGUAGUAUGUAUUAGCGUCUUCAUUCACUGAAAAUUUUGGCAUUCCUUUACAACUUUCCAUUGAUUGGUUUUUGUGUUCCCUACACCUGCCUGGAAUGAAAUUAUUUUUACAUC
Messenger RNA from Ipomoea nil (Japanese morning glory), 2296 nucleotides. RefSeq names its product protein PLASTID TRANSCRIPTIONALLY ACTIVE 10. The coding region runs from base 74 to 2101 and encodes 675 amino acids. NCBI's taxonomy places the organism in Eukaryota, Viridiplantae, Streptophyta, Magnoliopsida, Solanales, Convolvulaceae. The record is from RefSeq and is a predicted model, not a curated record. Gene Ontology annotation, molecular function: RNA binding. Gene Ontology annotation, cellular component: chloroplast; plastid-encoded plastid RNA polymerase complex. The transcript is spliced from 12 exons.